Cygnus atratus (black swan) is the source of this 771-nucleotide messenger RNA. RefSeq names its product G0/G1 switch 2 (gene G0S2). Gene Ontology annotation, cellular component: mitochondrion. The record is from RefSeq and is a predicted model, not a curated record. Gene Ontology annotation, biological process: positive regulation of extrinsic apoptotic signaling pathway. The transcript is spliced from 2 exons. NCBI's taxonomy places the organism in Eukaryota, Metazoa, Chordata, Aves, Anseriformes, Anatidae. The coding region runs from base 175 to 480 and encodes 101 amino acids.
AGCGGGCGGCCGGUAGCAGCUGCAGAGCCGAGCCGCGGCUAGACCAGCAGAGCUGAGCCGAGCCGAGCCGAGCCAGCCCGCAGCGCUCACCGCCCCUGCCCCGGCCCCGCAGCAGCCGCCUCUGAACUGACAUCUUCCAAACCUGCUGUAAAAAAAAAAAAAUAAAAAAAAAAAAUGGAAACCAUGCAUGAGCUGAUCCCCUUUGCCAAAGAACUGCUCAGCCAGAAGCCCAACAGGAAAAUGGUCAAGCUGUACAUGCUGGGCAGCGUGCUGGCCUUCUUCGGUGUGGUCAUCGGUCUGGUGGAAGCAGUGUGCAGUCCUUUCACCUCUGAAGGGAGGCUAGAGGAGGAGGAGGAGAAGAAACCUACCCCAACACGAGGGCAAAUGCUUCCUCAGAAACAGGAGGAUUUGAUCUUGGAAAAGAGCAAGAAGCCGGUGGUGAUGCAGCGGGCCCAGGUGACCAGGCAGCAUGCCUCCUAAGAGCCCCACAGCCUGAGUGGUGUCUGCUGAGCAACCAAGCACAAGAGACUCUGCUGUCCUGUUGUACCUGGUGGUGGUUCCAGCAAGAAGAGCGAAGGUUUGGCUGAACGAGGGAGACCGCAAGUGCAAGACUUGAAAGAAACGAAUGGUUAUAAUUUGCUGCUGUGCAGCAGUAGGAAAAAAUACCUUUUGUUGGUAUAAAAAUGUGCAAGAUGCACAGCAUGGUUUCUUAUUUUUAUUACAGAUGCAUUUUACAACAUUUUGCAAAAUCAAUAAAUAUUUUAUAUGGUA